UGCCGACAUCCCGAAUUGUUUACCCUGUUAAAUUGAGAAACAGAAUCUUUGAAAUCGGUCCGAUCGUACAUCUGUGAGAGAUAAUAAUAAUCCACGGUAUCCGCUACACGUAUUCGUUAAAUUGGUCAGUAGCAAUUGGUGUAGUUAUCGGCAACCCCGCACGAAGCUGUGAAUUACGGGUGAAUAUAGUAUAUGAAAUUUUCGAAGCUUUUGAAACGCCGGAUUGUAUGAAAAUUUGUGCGUAAUAUAAUAGAAGAUUGGUAAAAGAAAAGGGGGGAAGGGAAGGUGCGAUGACGGUGAGAAAGAAGAAAACUCACUGCAACGACGAUAACUGUAAACGAAUGUGAUCGUGGAAUAUGGAUUGAGUUUCGUCGAAACAAAUACAGGAGAUAUACGAAUACCCGGAUUCAAUAUAAAUACCGAGUGCUAUCGUAGGCCGAGAAGUGGGUCAACCGGAGUGCCGCGUCGAGCAGUGAAUACACGUAUAUACGAGACACACGGAUAGAGGAUCGAGAGAGAGAGAGAGAGAGAGAGAGAGAGAGAGGGAGAAGGAGGUAAAAAAUGGCGGCUAUACACCCGCGUGUAAAGUGUAAUUCUCGAUGCAGCGAGUGGUGCGAUUGACAAGUUGUAAAUCGUGCGUUUCGUCGGCGUAUAACUGUGACGUUUGAAUCGUUAGAAAUUCAAAUCACGCGCCAAAAAUGGCAGAGUUCAGCGAAUAGCCGUUCGACGAUCCGGAACUUCGGAAAUCCGAGGAUCACCCUUGACCUAGGGUGUCCUUGACACGGGCUGUGUAUUUUAUCAGAUAUAUAAAGUGCGUGGAGUGGAGUGCGGCGUUUGUGAAGUUGAUUGACCGGCCAGAUGGAAGGGCCGAUCUCCGCGCUGUUUCUGCUGGGCUUCUGCGUCGGGAUCACAGGAGUCCGUGCAGUCCAGAAUGCACCGACAUCCCAUUCCCCAGAAAGCGAGAAGCUAGUUUUGAGCGCAAGCUCGUACCCGAACAGGGAAAAAACGCUCAACAACUUGGUUCACGAUGCGUCCCUAUCUAGACUGCAGAGGACGAAUCCAGCCCUGGAGCUUGUGAGCUCUGAGAACGUGGAGAACACGGAAGGUGAACGUUUUCAUACACUCUCCAGGAACGCUUUACCCGAGGAAUCUAUCGAUCUGUUGACUGCCUCGAAGCACGUGAAUCACAUCGAUGGAAAUAACAUUGAGAUAAAGCCGGGCGACUACUUCAGAAGCAUCGCUCCAACUCGAAGCGAAAUCGGGUCGGGGGAAGAGCGAGGGGCUCCGAUGAGGGAAGACCUCAGGUCGGAGCCCCUGCAUCAGCGGCAGGCGUUUGGACGGCAGAACCCACAGCAACGAUAUACAAGGCCAAUUUUCCAACAAAGACAAAGUCGGCAAGAGAUGCCGAGGAUCUAUAGCGAGCACGCGCCACCUCCGGUUCUCCAAACGGCUCUGCCGGGCCACGGGAAACAGAGACAGGCUAAUCCUGAUAUCCAAGAUAUCAUAACGGGGAUAGUAAAGCUGCUGAACGGGAACGUGAACGUCGCCGCAAACACCGCGAGGCCGUUGAGGCCGAUCCAGGCCACCAGAAUCAACAACAGAGGACCACCGAGAAUAUCGGACGUUCCUCCUCUUCCACCGGACUUCGAUACUCCCGGUAUGAACCCUCCGCCUCUUCCCGACCAUCCCUAUCCCUUCGAAAAGCCACCGGCGGUCGAUCGUCCUUCCGUGAACCAGUUGCCGCCGGAAAGACCGGUUCGACCCUUGCCGGAUCACGUUGGUAGCCAAGGAAAUCGACCGGGGAUCGAGAGCCUCUGGAAUCGACCGAUGAGACCAGGAGUAAACAGGCGACCGAUACCGCCGUACAAGCCGAUGCCUCCGUUGGACAAAAAUCAGCCACCCAGUUUCGAGAAGCGGCCGGAGAAAGUGGAGAAGCCGCAAACCACGGAGAGUAAUUUCAAGGGGGACUCGAACGUGACGGCGGAUAAUCAGAGCAACAGGCCAACUCUGACGGCUCAGACGGUGAACCAGCAGAAGAGAGACCCCGUGAACGAGGGGAGUAAACCGCCUGAGGCGGAUCCGAAGCCGAAUGUAAAGCCGGAGUCGAUUCGACCGAGUAACGAGGGCACCUCGAAGAAACCGCAAAAAUAUCAACCACCGAUGAAGAACGAAGAAAUAAUACCGCAGAACACUUUGGUCCUUGGUUCAGACCCGCUUUCGUAUCCCAUACCGAAUUCCGACGGGAUCGUCGGUGAGAAGAAGAACGAUUCCGCGAAGAAUUCGGUAACCCGGGUGAUUUCCUCGGCGCCGGAACCGAUCAGGCCGUCGAGACCGACGAAGGAGAAGAACUCCGAAGCCUCCGAGACGAGCAGCAGCGGCACUGCGUAUGCGAAGGUGGAGUCGGUCUCACCUUCGGGGCAAUUAAUGUCAACCUUCGAAAAGACCCUGGCCGUGGAGACGAGCUCGUCGGUAAAAGUGAUCGAGCCGACGCCGACGACGAGCGAGAUCCAGCCGACGGUUGUACCGCUUAAAAACGACGACGACCCUCCCCCAAGCAUCGACUUCCCGAAGCUCGAACCCAGCAAGGUCGACGCGACCGAGUCCAAGGUCGACGCGUCGACGCCGACCGAUAACCUCCCGCCCUUGACCCCUCAGACGAGCACCAAGGCGGAAACUGGCCCCUCCUCGAUCACCUCGUCUUCGAACAGUCCGGCACCGACGAACUACUACCCGUACCGACCACGCCCAGGAAUAGUGAUCGACGACACCCUGGACUACACCGGAAGCCAAGGAGCGGCGGGUCACCGGCCUUAUUCCGCGACGCGGUAUCCCCAGAUCGGUGACAUCUUCGAUGUGACGGUGUCGGCCGUGCAGGGACCGGGUGGUUCCGGGGACAGCGUUAGGGUCUCUAUAAACCCCGGUAGUCCCGACGUUAUCGUGACGUCGGCGGUCGAGGGCCAGGGCUUCGUCAGUAUAGACGGAAAGCGGACGUACUUGAAUCUCUUCGACGGUGCGAGCGAGGCGACGUCCGCGAUCAGCCAAUCCUCGACGAGCGUCGCGCAACCUCAACCUAGCCGAACCCAAUUCCCAGCUGCCAUAACCGGGACCGGAUACGCGGUCGCCCAGCCGGAUGUACCAGCCGUGACAACGCGGCCCGGAACCUCGCCGAGGAGACCCUAUCCAAGACGGCCCGCGCAGCCUCCGGUCAGGAUCGACACCUGCAUAGUCGGUGACUCGAGCACGUGCGACGGGAGUCAGCACGAGGCCUGCGCCACGGUCCAGGGUGUCUCGGCCUGCCACUGCAAGCCGGGAUACGCGAGGCUGCAGCACUCCUUGCCGUGCAAGAAGACCGUCAGUAUAGUGGUGUCGAUGAGGGUCGACAGGAUAUACGACAGGAAGGUCGUGUGGGACAACGGACUCGCCGACAAAGAGUCCGAGGCCUACGAGACCCUCGCCUACGAGGCCAAUCGGGCCGUCGAAUCGGCCAUGUCGAUGACCCCCUUCUCCGACGAGUACAUGGGCUCCUCGGUUAACGGGAUUUACCAGGGCGACGUGAGCCAAGGACAGGGCGGCGUCUUCGUGAACACGACGUUGAAGCUCACCCUCGAGCCGAGGACCGCGAGGCCCGCCCUUGCCGGGGAACUGCAGAAGCACCUCCUGGGGGUGAUCCACAGGCGUAACAACAACAUAGGUAACAGCGCGCUGUACGUGGACAGUCCACCGGGCUCGGUGUCGAACCUUCAGGACCUCGACGAGUGCGCAUCCUCCGAAUUGAACGACUGUCACGCGUCGGCUGUAUGCACCAACACCUGGGGCGGUUUCACCUGCGCCUGUCAACCCGGCCUCAAGGAUCCCCACAAGUCCGAGGCCAGCGAGGCUGGCAGGGUCUGCCUCUCCUGUCCAACGACCCACUGCAACAACAGAGGACUUUGCUCCUACGUCCAGCAUGGUGAUGAAAUGCAGUGCGCCUGCACCGGGAACUACUACGGGUCCCAGUGCGAGAUCGACGGCGAGGUUCUUGGCGUCGCUAUCGGGGCCUCGGUCGCCGCUCUGGUGAUCAUCGUCCUGACCCUGGUCUGCUUGGUAAUGUGGAGUCGGCGAUGGUCCCGCGAACAGAAGGCCGUCGGAUCACCGGUUUACGGGUACAUGCAGGGCGGUAUGCCUGGGACUUUACCCGGCACCCUGGCCAGGGUCGGUUCCGUCGGGACUCUGGCCUCCGCUAAACAGGGACCGCCGACCGGACUGCCUCCCUACAUGUGGGCCCACAUAGCCGACCACAUGGCCACCGCCAACCUCUACGCCGCGGAGCCGAUGGGCUCCACCAGGCCCAGUUCGGCCAUGUUCGGCUAUCCCACCCUCAGCAUGCACGGCACUCUGCCGCCGGUCCCACUGCCCAGACUUCAGGCCCCUCCCAGGCCCCGACAUCGUCAUCAACCUGAGCCCGACAGCUCCGACUCUGAACCCCAAGACCGGGACAGAGCCGAUCUGAUACCUCAGAGUGGAGGGUUUCACGUACCUAGACCGAAGUCCAGAUCCUCCGUGGCGAAUCAAAGCGGGAUCUAUUACGACGUCGAGUACGAUCAAGGUGAUUCGCAGCAUUUGUCGAAAAACAACAUACCAAUGUCCACCUACAGUAUGGCUAGACCGUAUUACAGAACUUAGGGAAUUUGAUAGAGAUAAUAAUAAUAAACAACAAUGAUAAGCAACGAUUAUAGCUACAAAAAUAUUAUUAUGUUUUAUAAUAAAUUACUUACAUGACUCAGGAGACGAUAAUUUGCAAUUUUGCAAAGUGGUUCUAACUGCCGUCUUGACAAAUCGUGGAUCGUUCAGGGGAUGUUAAAUCGUAAAAGUGUCGACAAUUUUGUAACACGAUUUCUUCUAACGUCACUUUUCAUCUAUAUUAAUACACUAUUCAAAUAUUGAACUGAUUGAAAGAUAUUUGAAUAAAAAUUUUAAGUUAAAAAAUCGAGAGGGUAAAACAAUGGGACAUUGUUCGACAUCAAAGUACGACUGACAUGUCAUUUUUUAUAUUUACGUAGAGAAACGUAGAUAUAGGCUUAGAUUGCUCUUACUUUUAUACUCCAACGUUGUGUAUUUUCGGAUUCAGAAUUCGUGCUAGCUCAAAAACUUACACUAGAAAAAAGACUAAAAGGUGAAGAAAAAAAUAAAUAAAUCAAUAAAUGAUAAUAAUAAGAUAUCGAUUAAUUAAGUACAUAUUGUAUAACAUAUCGACAAAUCGUGGAAUGAUAUUUAUUUUUUGCGACAAGACAUUUUAGGGAACACACAUUAUUAUCGGCAACGGUGAUGGGCUAUUUUGGGUUUUGUUCCUUAGAGUUGCCUUUGUCGUAUACGAAUACUGGUAUCCAUGGACUGUGCAUUUCGAUUGUAAAGAAUAUUCAUUUUUGAUAUUUUUUUUUUUUUUAAGAAACUUUAUCCAAUUACUCAAAUCUGUCUAUGAGUCCCAGUGCAAUUGUCAAUAUUAGAAUAGUAUCGUAUUGUCUAUAAUAUUUAGUAUAAUGUAACUUAUAAUUGAUAAAAUUUGAAAAAGAAUCGUGUGCUGCAGAUGUAGCUCUAAUAUAAAGACGUCGAAAUAAUUCUAUCCAAUAAUCAUGUUGCAUUACUGUAAGCAGAAUCGUAUUAUUACUUGUAAUUUUGCUGAGUAUAAUAUAGUAUAAAUAUAUAUAUAUAUAUAUAUUUUAAUUCAAAAUCAAUACAAUUACACGCAUUUUUGUCGGAAAAGUUGAUGGAUAUUUUGUUCGAUUGCUUAAGCUGAAGUUCAAGAAAACGGACAAAAAAAAGAAAAAAACAACGAAGAAUAUAGUUUCUACAAAAAAGUAUUCGGAUGAUUGAAAAGAAAAAUGUGUUUC
Neodiprion fabricii is the source of this 5867-nucleotide messenger RNA. RefSeq lists its product as uncharacterized. Gene Ontology annotation, molecular function: calcium ion binding. NCBI's taxonomy places the organism in Eukaryota, Metazoa, Arthropoda, Insecta, Hymenoptera, Diprionidae. The coding region runs from base 859 to 4662 and encodes 1267 amino acids. The transcript is spliced from 6 exons. The record is from RefSeq and is a predicted model, not a curated record.